Molecule: messenger RNA, 743 nt
Organism: Lucilia sericata (common green bottle fly)
Lineage: Eukaryota; Metazoa; Arthropoda; Insecta; Diptera; Calliphoridae
Gene: Amph
Product: amphiphysin
Exons: 5
Cellular component (GO): cytoplasm; plasma membrane
Molecular function (GO): protein binding; phospholipid binding
Source: RefSeq, a predicted model, not a curated record
CUGCACAAACCGCAUCCAAAUCAUUAAUGGAUGCCAUAGCGGAAAUCUAUGAACCUCAAUGGAGUGGUUAUGAUGCCUUACAAGCCCAAGCUCAAUCUUCAGAAUCAUUAUGGCAAGAUUUUGCUCACAAAUUGGCAGAUCAAGUAUUGAUACCAUUAAAUACUUAUACAGGACAAUUUCCAGAAAUGAAGAAAAAAGUUGAAAAACGCAAUAGAAAACUGAUCGAUUACGAUGGUCAACGUCAUUCGUUCCAAAGUCUACAAGCCAAUGCCAAUAAACGUAAAGAUGAUGUUAAAUUAACCAAAGGACGUGAACAAUUGGAAGAAGCACGUCGUACAUAUGAACUAUUGAAUACGGAACUACACGAUGAACUUCCAGCUCUAUAUGAGUCAAGAAUAUUGUUUUUGGUAACCAAUUUACAAACUCUAUUCGCAACAGAACAAGUUUUCCACAAUGAAACAGCCAAGAUUUACUCGGAAUUAGAGGCUAUUGUUGAUAAAUUGGCAACAGAAUCACAACGCGGCUCAAAUACUCUUAGAAAAGCAACAGUGAACGCCAUUAAAUCUGCCAGUCCUGUACAGUCACCAGUUAAACAAAUGAAUAAUGCCAAUAUUACCAACAGCAACAAUCAAUAUCAAAAUACUAAUGGUUCUGCUAAUCAAUUGUCCGCUGAACUAUUGAGAGGUGGUGGCCCAUCAUUUAGUGGCAUGAAUAAAUGGAAACAAGUAGUACGACUUCGGUAA